CUCGGCCCCCGCCCCCCCGGCGCCCGCCCCGGCCCCCGCCCCCCGGCCGCGGCCGCUGCCGGCGCACUCGCCGGUCGCUGUGAAAAGGCACAGGCGGCGGCCGUUCCGGCUCCGCUCGGGUCCCCAGCGCCUACCCGCGCCCGCACUUCUCUUUCUUUGGCUGCCCGCACCCGCCAAACUUAAUGUGACCCCAGCCCAAGACGGCGGCUGCCCCACUCACUGCCCCGCACACCUCCCCCACCCCCUCCACCCCGCACUCCCCGGAGCGCACGGGCCACUGACCACCCCCCUCCCCCCACUCCACUCGGGGCCCCGGCGCCGCUCCCUGCCCCCUCCUCUUGCCUCUCUCCCUCCCUCCUCAGCCCCCUCCCGCACCAUGAGCAACCUGAAGCCGGACAGCGAGCACAGCACCAGCACCGGCACCGGCACCGGCAUCGGCGGCAGCUUGGAAGAGGAGGUCCGGACACUGUUUGUCAGUGGCCUCCCUGUAGACAUCAAACCAAGAGAACUCUAUCUUCUCUUCCGGCCAUUUAAGGGAUAUGAAGGCUCACUGAUCAAACUCACAUCUAAACAGCCUGUAGGUUUUGUGACCUUUGACAGCCGUGCUGGAGCAGAAGCAGCCAAAAAUGCAUUGAAUGGUAUUCGUUUUGACCCCGAGAAUCCACAGACCUUAAGAUUAGAGUUUGCCAAAGCCAAUACUAAAAUGGCAAAGAGCAAGCUGAUGGCAACACCAAAUCCCACCAGCAUUCACCCUGCCCUAGGCGCACACUUCAUCGCACGGGAUCCCUAUGACCUAACAGGAGCUGCUCUGAUCCCCGCUUCUCCGGAGGCCUGGGCCCCUUACCCAUUAUACACUACGGAGCUGACCCCUGCCAUCCCACAUGCUGCAUUCACCUACCCAGCUGCUGCUGCUGCCGCCGCUGCCCUGCAUGCUCAGAUGCGCUGGUACCCUCCCUCUGAAGCCACACAACAAGGAUGGAAAUCUCGUCAGUUCUGUUAGUCCUUCAGUAAGUGCCAGUCCUGAGGAUGAAUGAUGCUCUUCUUGCUUCCUUCUCCCCUCCUCUUCCCCAGUCCCAAGCCCUUGAACACCUGGUGCCCUUGAUCUGUAUUUAUUUCAUUGGAUGGUUAAUGAGCAGAUGCUCUCCAUCUCUCCUUGUGUUCAGGAUCUAUGGGCUGCAAAUGUCCAUGCCUUCUAACAAAAGAAAGGAGUCUUUGACCUUCAAACCCCAGGCGUUGGCCUAGGCUCUGAGCCUCACCAUUGGAGUUGCCAGUUAGUACUGGGCAUUUAAGUGGCUCAGGUGGCUAGAGUGCUGGCCCUGGACUCGGAAAGACUCCAAAUUCUGCCUCAGAUAUUUAUUAAGCUGUGUGACUCUGGGCAAGUCAUUUUACUUCCAUUAGCCUCUGUUUUAUUAUCUAUAGAAUGGGGAUAAGUAAUAAUUACCUACCUCCCAAGUUUGUUGAGGAUAAAAUGAGUUAAUAUUUAUAGUUUUGUUUUGUUUUUGGUUUUUUUUUUUUUUUUUGCAAACCUUGAUGUGAAAUACUAGCCAUUAUCAUUGUUUUGGGGCCUCAACAGUUUCUUAUCACAAAAACCGGAUGUACCCUUAUGUCAUGGUAUGCGCCCCCACACACAUUUUUUUUUUUUAAGUAACACCCUAGUCUUCACUCACCACCACCCUAUUUCCCUUCUCAGGUCUUGUCACAACAGCUUGAAAGCCCCAGUCUGAGUUCCCACUGGAGCAUCCAGCUGGGGAGAAAGCCAUAGAGUCCAUUUGCAAAUUGUUUUGGUGGGCACCAGCAUUGGUGCUCCGCACUUCUGUCACCUCUGGUGGCCCUCAUGGGGUGCUGCCAUCUGUCCCACUCUCCAAAGACUGUGAAUUAUGAAACCAACUUAAUGGACUCUGUCCCACUUUUUUUUUCUUUAUUUCUUACUUCCCAUUCCCACCCUGCCCUGAGGCUCUCCCAAAGCCUGGCUAGAGGGGCACAGGGUUCUUUGGCUGAGAUGAGGAGGCUCAGGGCUGUGGCCAGUGGUGGGACAGAGCUGUUUCCAGGCCUUAGGCGCCCAAAUCGUUUUGUUUCUGCAGUUCUGCUUAAAGGAAACAAGACAUUUAAUUUUGCAUGUUUUCUGGCAUGAAUUAAGACAUUUAAACUUGUGUAUGUGCGAGUGUACAGUUUGUUCUAGCGUUAGUGUCACCAUAGCAACAAGUUUUGGCCCACUUACUGGUCCAUCAUUCCACGCCCCCUCUCUGCACCCCCCCUCCCCCAUUAUCUGUGAAGAGAAGACUUGGCUUUUAAACUGAGAAACGCUUAGCCCUCCUAGUCUUUCACUUCCCCUGCUUGGGCAAAAUUAAGGAAAUACCUGUCCUGUGAUGCGCUGGGUUUUCUCUUACAUUUUGCUUCAAGGUCCUCCUCUCUCUCCUCUCAUGGGGUCUCCCCAGAGACCAGUUGUCAGAUAAAUCUGUGUCCCCUCUCCACUUCCCUAUCUUGCCAGUUGCUGUUAUCCUUUCUGAACUUCCAGACAACCAAAAAAGUGCAAGUAUUUUUAUACCAUGUGUAACAAGGCUAUAUUUAUGCAUCAUAAAAGAUUUCUUGUGUGUUUGUGUGCAAUUAAUAAAGAGAAAUGAUUAGCCCUGUCAGAUAAGUUAAUGUUUAGUUUGAAGUUUGAAGAAAGGAGAUUCUGUUCUUUGAUAAGCAUUUUUUGUCAGACAUUAGUUUAAAAAAAAAAUGAAGGAAACAAAUUGUGCAAUUUCAUUUUGUUUUUGUGAACAUAUGCCAUAUUACUGCUUGGUCCUGAAGUGCUUUACCUAUUACCUACAGCCGUCUUGCUUGUAUUCAGACUUUGGAGAAUAGGUUGCUGUUAUCAUUGCUGAUCCUAUGAGAAUGUGAAACUGGAUAAUAUAUGAAAUGCAAAAUAAAGUAUCAUCCAAGGUGA
Messenger RNA from Antechinus flavipes (yellow-footed antechinus), 2929 nucleotides. It is a transcript of the gene RBPMS2, whose product is annotated as RNA binding protein, mRNA processing factor 2. NCBI's taxonomy places the organism in Eukaryota, Metazoa, Chordata, Mammalia, Dasyuromorphia, Dasyuridae. Bases 377 to 1000 code for a protein of 207 amino acids. Gene Ontology annotation, biological process: negative regulation of smooth muscle cell differentiation. The record is from RefSeq and is a predicted model, not a curated record. The transcript has 7 exons. Gene Ontology annotation, molecular function: mRNA binding; protein homodimerization activity.